Molecule: messenger RNA, 5301 nt
Organism: Culex pipiens pallens (northern house mosquito)
Lineage: Eukaryota; Metazoa; Arthropoda; Insecta; Diptera; Culicidae
Gene: Nhe2
Product: sodium/hydrogen exchanger 3
Exons: 22
Coding region: 652-4416 (1254 amino acids)
Biological process (GO): proton transmembrane transport; sodium ion transport; regulation of pH
Cellular component (GO): membrane
Molecular function (GO): sodium:proton antiporter activity
Source: RefSeq, a predicted model, not a curated record
CUUCCCAGACGGUUGUCUGCUGAAACCGCGCGCGAGCUUGCUUCCGUCGUAGUCGUUCCGGAGUGUCGGACCAACAUCGGGUUGAUUUCUGGUUGUUGUUGGGGGGUUUGAGAAGUUGGAACUGCUGUUGUUUUGGCUACCUGAAGAGCAAAACCUGCGAAAUACACGAAGGUCAGUGACGCGUACGUGAUUCCGACGGUGUUGUAGCGUUUAGCCGGAGGAAAUACUUGGCAUUGUCGUUCCCGCUCCUUUCGCACACGCCGGAUCCCCAGGUCUACCGUGUAGUUCGGCUAACAGUAGGCUAUGUACGGCGCUGUAUAUAAGCGGACCACGUGCAUGCAUCGCUCGCACUGUUGCCAGUGACAGCUCGACGAAGUGACGCAUUGCGUUCGCCAGCUGAACAGUAGGCGUUUGGGCGGCUACGGCUUCGACACGGGGGGAUUUCUCCAAAAUCGAUUCCAAAACAGCAUCAUCAGCCAAAGUGGUUCUCGUCUAUCAUCCGAGCCAAAGAAAAAUAUCAGAAAAAAGUCAACAUCAAACGCAAGUAAAUAUUUGUCGCGCUCGCGGAGAUACAAAUUUCGGACGAAACGCACAAUACUCCGCACACACAGAGAAACACACACACACAAACGCAACCGGAAUGUCCGCUCAAUGAAAGGUGGCAGAUCGUCGGUUGAUCCCGGACCUUUGCCGGAAGUAUCGUCGUCGUCCACGAUGGAGCAACAUUGGAGCAGAAUCUCCCGGACGGCGGCCACCGUGCUCGAGCAGGAGGUGAACCUGUCACGGCGGGCCUGCCGGGUCGUGCCGGAACCGGUUCCAACGAAUGGUGCUAAACCGGAACAGGAAGAAUCCGGCGUAAAUAGUGAGGAGGGUUGUGUUGGGGAUGCUAGGGCCAGGUUCCUUAGGAACGAAGAAGAGGAAGAAGAAGUUGGGAAGAAGCAGAAUUCCAGUGGCCACGUUCAGUUGAGUUGUUCCGUUGUUGUUGGUUUGAUUGGUCAAGUUUUCCUGUUAGUUAAGGCACUACUAGUGAUGGGUCAUUUUGGUGGGUCCCGGAAGGGUCGUCCCGUCGGAAGCAGUAGUUUUAGCAAGUACCUAGUGAAGUUGGGCAUCUGUGUGGCUGUGGUAACCGUGCUGUUGGCCGAGGGCGGUGGAUUUGUGUUAGCUAGACCCAAUCGUAGCAAUGUGCUGGCAGGAGGUAGCGGCAGCGAGGAGGCGGCGAUGUCGUCGGAACAGCUGGUGGCCACGCCGGGGCUGGCCGGCUUCGGUUCCCUGGGGCCAAGCGAGAGUCAAUUAAAACGAUCCGCCGAGCUGGCCUCGAUAGUGUCCUCGACGGUGCCAUCGGACGGAGCAGGAGGAGGCAGUGGUUCCUCGCGGCAGGAUGGUGAAACUGGCCACGACGAGGAUGGCCAUGCCACUGGAGGGCACGAGGUGGAACGAUAUCCGGUGGCGCAGGUGGAAUUUUCCCGCGUCGAGACGCCCUUCGUGAUUGGCGUGUGGAUCCUGUCGGCCAGUAUAGCGAAAAUCGGUUUCCACAUGACGCCCAAGCUGAGCAAAAUGUUCCCCGAGUCCUGCCUGCUGAUUGUGGUGGGUGUCAUCAUCGGGGUGCUGCUGAGGUACGCCACCAACCUGCACGUGUCCCCGCUCACGCCGAACACGUUCUUCUUCUAUAUGCUGCCGCCGAUCAUCCUCGAUGCCGGGUACUUUAUGCCCAACCGGAUGUUCUUCGACAACAUUGGCACGAUCCUGCUGAUGGCGGUGGUCGGAACGAUAUUUAACAUCUCCACCAUUGGCUUCUCCCUGUGGGGGUGCGGCCUCACCGGAAUCUUCGGGGUGGACCUGCCGUUCCUGCACGUGUUCCUGUUUUCGUCGCUCAUCUCGGCCGUCGAUCCGGUCGCGGUGCUGGCCGUGUUCGAGGAGAUCCACGUCAACGAGGUGCUGUACAUCGUCGUGUUUGGCGAGUCGCUGCUCAACGAUGCCGUCACGGUCGUGAUGUACCACAUGUUCGAGUCGUACAACGAGAUUGGCACCUCCAACAUCGAGGUGAUCGAUAUCGUAUCCGGCGUGGCGUCGUUUUUCGUGGUCGCCCUCGGCGGCACGAUCAUCGGUGUCAUCUGGGGAUUCCUGACCGGGCUGGUCACGCGCUUCACCGAUCACGUGCGCGUCAUCGAGCCGAUCUUCAUCUUCGUAAUGGCCUACCUGGCGUAUCUCAACGCGGAGAUAUUCCACAUGAGCGGCAUUCUGGCUAUCACCUUCUGCGGCAUCACGAUGAAGAACUACGUCGAGCAGAACGUUUCGCACAAAUCGCACACCACCAUCAAGUACGCGCUGAAAAUGCUGUCCUCGUCGUCCGAAACCAUCAUCUUCAUGUUCCUGGGCGUGGCCACGGUCAACAACCGGCACAUCUGGAACACCUGGUUCGUCCUGCUGACAAUAGUAUUCUGUUCCGUGUUUAGGAUCAUAGGUGUUUUAAUUCUAUCAGCGAUGGCAAAUCGAUUUAGGAUACAUAAAUUAUCUAAAGUAGAUCAAUUUGUUAUGUCUUACGGAGGCCUUCGCGGUGCGGUCGCCUUCGCCCUGGUGCUCCUCGUCUCGCCGGACCACAUUCCGCUGCAGCCGAUGUUCGUGACGACCACCAUCGCGGUCAUCUACUUCACCGUGUUCCUGCAGGGCAUCACCAUCAAGCCGCUGGUGCGGGUGCUGAACGUGAAGCGCGCCAACAAGCGCAAGCCCACGAUGAACGAGCGGAUCCACGAGAGGUUUAUGGAUCACAUGAUGGCCGGCAUCGAGGACAUCGUCGGCAAAACGGGCAAUUACAAUAUUAGGGAUAAGUUUAAGAGAUUUGACAAUAGGUUCAUUCGUCCAUACCUGAUUAAGAAUUUACAGGGUCCCGAGCCGAAGAUUCUGGAAACGUACUCGAAGCUGACGAUGCGCGACGCGAUGGACUACAUGCGCCGGAACCCGUCCACGAUCGGCCAGAUGUCCGGCACCGAGUCGAUGAGCGCCCUGUUCCGCAACUACACCGGCGUCUUCGGUGGCAGGUGCGGGGCCUCGUUUCUGGGCACAUGCCCUAGCUUCUCGAAUCUGGAGAACUCAACGCGCAAUCUGGACAUGCAGGAGCUGGACUACAAUCCGUCGAAGAAAGACUUGACCGACGCAAAGAUUCACCAUUUGCUAUCGGUGGAACUGAAACCGUACCGAAGGGCAUCAACGCAUAUGCAUCGAAGACUGAGCUACAGUCGGCACGCAGUCGACGAUAGAGAUCUUACGACUCAGCAAGUAAACUAUAAAAUGCAAAUGAACAUCCGGCGGAUGAUCAGCGAGAAGAAGCAUCACAAGCGAAGUAAACGAGUAAAGGACGGCAAGCAGCAGAACCACGUCUCGUUCCCGGAGUUCGCGCAGAACGGGUCGGCCAAACAGUUUGCGCACGACUACAUCAACGAAGUUCUGCACGAGGACAACGAGGACGAGGAGAGGCUAGCGGCGGGACCGGCCGAUGAUUGGGACGGUGGUGGUCUGACGUUCACCGCCAAAUCGUCACUUGACGAGAACGGUGAGCCCACCAAAAUUGACAAACGCUUCUCCAGAGAGUCGAGAGAUUCUGAAGCGGAAACCCGCGUCCAGACGCCCACCGCCAUCGAGGCCGUGCUGCCGUGGAAGCGGGCCGACCAGGACGACGAAAACGGUGCUAUCAAACAGAACGAGUUCCCCUCGUGGGCCUCGAACAAGGAGUAUUUAGCUUAUAAUUCACCAAGUGCAACAUUUUUAGGUGGCCUAACCCAACCUAAACAGGCCAAGUCUGUAAUAGGUCUGUUCCGGCGGGAGAGUUCCGGCUCGGGUGGCAUCGUGAUCGGCGGGGUGACCGACUCGGAGACGUCGACCCCGGUCACCGCCACGACGCCCAUCGGCCGCGUCAAGAAGGACAAACGGUCCGCGUCGAUUGCCGGCUACAUCACGGUCGAUUCCGGCGGCGCUGGGUCGGACGCGCUUAACGGGGACCCGCUGGGAGUGUCGCGGGCUGCCGUGCCGCACGCCAAUGCCUUCCCCGUUACGGCCAGCCACCGGCGGAACAACCGGCGGGGCUCGAUGCUGGAACUGAGCGGCGAGGCGAUCCCAGAAGAAAACUACACAAAGUCCCUGCCAGAACGAGACAAACACGGCGGAGGCAUCGGCGCCGGUGGAGGAGGAGGAGGGUCCGGCAGCACAGCUGGCGGAGCUGGAAUCGGUGCCGGUGCGGCCGCCGCCGCCGCACUCCGCCGAGGACCGGCUCUAAUCAAGGCGUCCGGUACGCCCAAACCAGCCAACGGCGGCCGGAAGUCGACGAACCCGGCCACGACGGCCCUGCUCUCGUCCAGCUCGACCGACUCCGAGGAGGACGACGACGAGGACGAGGACUGCGGCGACGAACAGCAUCCCAUAUGAGAAAUCUUCAUCUAGGUGGUCUUUACCGGUGUGCACUUCCUCAGCCGUCGUCGUCGUUAUCGUCGUCCGGGUUCGUGUCCCAGUCCCAGUUCCGAAGUCGGCCAACCGCAGCAGCAGUAGGCGUUGGCCGGCUGCACAAAGCUUCCUUCGAUUUUAGCUCAGCUGCGAGGUAAAAAAUAGUAGCAUAACAAAAAAAAACAAAACACGUGGCCUACUAGUUCAACCCGUAUGCCCCCCCCCCUCCCCCCCUUAUUUUGGUAACGCCACUGUAAAAAGUGGGUUAAAGCAGCAGCAGCAGCAGCACUAAUCAGCAUACUCGGUAAUGUUACUUAUAUGUUAGGUUUUAUAUGUAUACAUUUUGUGGUAACCAAAACUAGACAUCAUCUUGGGUUAGAGAGGAUUAAUAUAUUUAACAUCAAAUAAGUCUGUAGAGAAGAAGAAGAAGGAGAAAAACAACUAAAGUGAUGAAAAACGGGAAACUUAAUACGCGGGAUCAAAAGUAAAAAAAGAAACAAAACUUACUGUUAGUGGACACAAUCAUGCUUUGAAAUUUUUUUAGCAAUUUUAAACCUUGUUUUGAAAAUUAUCUGCAAAAUUGACAAAUUUUAACUCUGUUCAUAGUAUUUUGAAAAUAAAAUAAAACAAGCUUUGCAAUAAACACCUCGUUUGCUAUUUCUAUUGGCAAUUCCUCUCUUCUCAAAAGCGAAGUUCUCUCGCCAACGAAAGUGAGACGAGCUCGCUUGUGAGAAAUCGCGAAACACGGUCGCGAAAAUCUCUUCCUAACUCUUAAAAAAAGCAGCACCAGUGAGACAUCUGGUAUUCUUGGAAACGAAUCUGAUUUUCAACAAAUGUGAAUCGGAGUUUUUUUAACUUGAACUUCAGAUA